Malassezia globosa CBS 7966 is the source of this 957-nucleotide messenger RNA. RefSeq lists its product as uncharacterized. The coding region runs from base 1 to 957 and encodes 318 amino acids. The record is from RefSeq and is a predicted model, not a curated record. Gene Ontology annotation, biological process: translational initiation. The transcript is spliced from 2 exons. Gene Ontology annotation, molecular function: guanyl-nucleotide exchange factor activity; translation initiation factor activity. NCBI's taxonomy places the organism in Eukaryota, Fungi, Basidiomycota, Malasseziomycetes, Malasseziales, Malasseziaceae. Gene Ontology annotation, cellular component: eukaryotic translation initiation factor 2B complex.
AUGCCAGACUUCUCGAUUAUCGAGUCGUUUCAUCAUGCAUUAGAAGAAGAUAAAGACCGCCCCAUGCCGAUUGCAGCGAUUUUUGCUUUAUCUGACAUGAUUUUGCAAUCCCGCGCAGGAACGACGUCAGAGCUGAUGGAAAGUAUAAAAAUGGCUAGCGAAGAGCUUAAGGCAAGUCUUCCAAACCCUAUUCCUGCAACAGCAGGUCUUGAACUGUACAUGCGGUUCGUCACGACGAAAAACUGGGCUGGUGGUGAUUUUGAAGCGCACAAGCGUAGCCUUAUUCACACUGCUUUAGAAUUCGCUCAGAACACUGUGCCAAAUUGCCGUGAACGCAUCACGCAUCUCCUUUUGCCAUUCGUCAAGGAUGAUUCGGUGAUUUUGACGCAUGGAUAUUCACGUGUUGUGAUGCAGGCGCUACUCACAGCGGUCAAAACGCACAGGAAGCGAAUCUGUGUGUAUGUGACAGAAAGCCGACCCACGGGCCAAGGGCUACAAACGUACCAUCGCUUGCGUGAGGAAAGUAUUCCUUGCACAGUGGUUCUCGACACGGCAGUAGCGUAUCUCAUGCAUCGUGUAGACAUGUGUCUUCUUGGUGCAGAGGCUGUUGCAGAGUCGGGUGGUAUAUUCAACGCCGUGGGAAGCUACCAGAUCGGAAUAAUCGCAAAGGCAGCAAAGAAGCCAGUAUUUGCUGUGGCUGAGAGUUUCAAAUUCAUGCGCUUGUUUCCCUUAUCACAAUAUGAUGUGCCCAUCUCGGCACGUCGUCUUCCUUUACCAUCGCCAAAUGAUCCUUGUGACGAAUCGCAGGGCAACCGUAUGACACCUGCCAUGGAGGCCCUCAACCCACUGAUUGACUAUACCCUGCCCGAACUACUUACGUUUAUUGUGAGUGACGUAGGUAUUUUGACACCUUCGGGCGUGUCGGAUGCAUUGCUGGCUGUGUAUGGCGGAAGCUAA